GUUCAGACCGUAAUAAUCGCUACGCCGAAAGCUCGAUAUCCUGAUGACGGACUUCCGGGUACCGCAGAGUUUUCUCCGUGGUCAACCCUCCGUUCCUGUCUUCGGUCUGGGUCUCUCUUCUUAACUGCUUCCGCGGACCGCCGGAGAUCUUUUCUGCCUCAGUUUGCUCAGCCCCUUCUUCCUCGGACAUGUCAUCCUCCGCUGGGUGCUCCCCGUCGGGCCAGAGCUCGGGCCUCGGCCCUGCUCUGUCUAUGUUCCGGUGGCUGGAAGUGCUGGAGAAGGAAUUUGACAAGGCCUUUGUAGACGUGGACCUCCUGUUGGGGGAGAUAGACCCGGACCAGGUGGACAUUACCUACGAGGGUCGGCAGAAGAUGACCAGCCUGAGCUCCUGCUUCGCCCAGCUCUGCCACAAAUCCCAAACGGUCUUCCAGCUCAACCAUAAACUGGAGGCUCAGCUGGUCGACCUGCGCUCCGAGCUGACGGAGGCGAAGGCUGAGCGGGUGGUGGCGGAGAGGGAGGUCCAUGAACUGCUGCUGCAGUUGCACGCUCUCCAGCUGCAGCUUCGGGCCCAGCAAGGCCAGACAGAGGACUCAGACACCAUCAAGGACAGACUGCCUGCACCAACUCUGGAGGUGAUGGAACAGGAACUUAUGGCUGGUAAGAAGGAGAAGUUAGCUGAGGCCAGACUGGAGAAAGAAGUGCAUCUGUUUAGGAAGGAAAACGAGGCCCUCCGCAGGCACAUAGCAGUACUGCAAGCUGAGGUGUACGGAGCCAGAUUGGCUGCCAAAUAUCUGGACAAGGAGCUGGCUGGAAGGGUGCAGCAGAUUCAGUUACUCGGUCGGGACAUGAAGGGACCCGCCCAUGACAAGCUGUGGAACCAGCUGGAGGCCGAGAUUCACCUCCACCGCCACAAAACUGUAAUCCGGGCAUGCCGAGGUCGCAUCGACCCAAAGAAACCUCUACCCUCUCCUGUGGGACACGAACAUGACUUGCUGAAGAAAACGCAGGGAGUCGGUCCUAUCAGGAAGGUGGCGCUGGUCAAAGAGGACCAUGAAGGCUUGGGGAUUUCUAUCACGGGCGGGAAGGAGCACGGCGUUCCCAUCCUGAUUUCUGAGAUCCAUCCCGGUCAACCUGCAGACCGUUGUAGAGGCCUGCACGUCGGAGAUGCCAUCCUCGCGGUCAACAGCAUCAAUUUAAGGGAUGCGAAGCACAAGGAGGCAGUCACCAUCUUGUCACAGCAGAGAGGCCAGAUAGAGUUUGAGGUGGUGUACGUGGCGCCGGAGGUGGACAGCGAUGACGAGAACGUGGAGUAUGAGGACGACAGCGGACAUCGAUACCGCCUCUAUCUGGAUGAAUUGGAGGACAGCAGCAGCGGCGGCGGGGCUCCACCCAACAACAACGCCGCCUCACUUCAGGCUCUGGAGAACAUGACCCUAAACAGCGGAGCAGAGAACGGAAACCCAGGAAGCUGCUGCGAAUCCCGUCCAGACGAAGAAGGAGCUCCAAAGCCCCCCGAGAGCGACGCCUCCUCGUAGGAGAUCAGUGGAAUGAACUGAACGGAGUCGGUGACAAUCCGAGGGAACGAACUGAUCAGUAUCUUGCUGCGGGGGGGUGGGGGUGAAGCGGCCAUUUUAAGACUCCCACUGAAAUUUAGAGGUGUGUCUCUGGGUGGGGGCUGAAUUUCUAUUACUGUUUAUAAUCAGGGGCAGCAGUGUUGAGGGGACUAAAGACUGACAGGGGCACAUGAAGACACUGCAACCAUGGAGGGGGGCCUUUUGCUGUACAGUAUGCACAUGGAAACAUCUCACACUCUCAGAGAAUAACCUCAACAGAUCCUCAGUCUGAUAAAUUGACAAACCCCUUCCAAAAUACAGGCUCCCAUUGCUCACCCAUGGACAUCAGCUGGUACCCCACCCCUUGGAUCCCGAAUGAGGAUGCCCAUGAAUCAAUGGCCCGUCACUCACCUCACUCUUCUUUCGGUCACGUCUAUCCGGCAUACAUAAGACAGUUGGGGGGGCAGGCAGGGGGAGGGGGCACAGAAAGUAUGUAACUUGCUGUAAAUUGUAUUUUAUUGUAGUUUUUAUUGUGCGACUCUGGCGUAACACACGGCUGCUCGCGACCGAACGUCUCCAGAAGUUUCUUCAGGUCUUCAGAGGUCAAACCCUUCACCCUGGACUUUGGAGCAGAAAUAUUUAUCCGUAAACACGUCUGUGACCCACCAGUGUUCUGACCCGGACCACCUUUAACUGAGGAGCGUGAAUGCUUCCACGUCACUUCCUGUCUUUUCUCUGGUUUCCUGUCUCUGGCUGAGCGUUCUUUUACUAAGAUUGUAGAGCUUUUCUUGUUUUUGUUUUUUAAAUAAAGGCUGCUUUAGGUUUGCGUUGUUUGUAAC
Molecule: messenger RNA, 2392 nt
Organism: Oryzias latipes (Japanese medaka)
Lineage: Eukaryota; Metazoa; Chordata; Actinopteri; Beloniformes; Adrianichthyidae
Gene: gopc
Product: golgi-associated PDZ and coiled-coil motif containing
Biological process (GO): negative regulation of protein localization to cell surface
Cellular component (GO): trans-Golgi network transport vesicle; membrane; Golgi apparatus
Molecular function (GO): transmembrane transporter binding
Source: RefSeq, a predicted model, not a curated record